Messenger RNA from Diabrotica balteata, 762 nucleotides. The record is from the annotation of a GenBank genome assembly. NCBI's taxonomy places the organism in Eukaryota, Metazoa, Arthropoda, Insecta, Coleoptera, Chrysomelidae.
AUGAAAACCUGGGGAAGAGGAAGAGAAAAAAAAACUCUUUCCUCAGAUGAGGAAUCAUCUACUGAACAAUCAAAGUUAUCUUCACCACCUAGUUAUAAAAGACAACCCAUAGAAAGGGGCACAACAACAAAAGACAUAAAUGUUAUUUUACCUUCUCCAUCGAUGAACACUGCACAGGCAUCAGAACAGAGCCAGAAUGUAGAGACAUCAAAACUAUCAACAGAGUGCAAUCAUUCCUGUAAAAAAUGCUGUGGAAUGAAGGAUGAGAGAACUCUUAUACAAUCAAUUUUAACGCAGACAAAUGUGGUUAAGUACAUAGUAAGCGAUGUUCUGCAGAAAAUAAAACAAAUUAAUAAAAUUUCUGAUGUUCCGCCUGAACAGCCAUCACAAACUCUAGCCACAAGAAUAAAAGAUGUCGUAAAGCUUCCAUUAGAUGACACUGAAAACUUAGAAAAAUUCAAUGAAGCGUUAGACGAAAUAACAUUAUACAAUAUUGCUGUGAAUGAUCUUGCCAAGUUAGGUGGAAGAGGCAUAGAUGAUUUUAUUAAAAGAGCAUGUCUCACAUUACUAACACACAAAGUUGGAGCUGAAUAUAGCUAUUAUGGCAAAAAAGGAAAAAAGAAAUUUUUAAAGCUAAAUGUAGGUAAAGUUUUAAUAGAACCAGUGAUCAUUUCCACCAUUUUCAAGUGGUUUCAUUAUUUACAAAUGCAGCCGAGAAAGCAAAAGUUGCCGGUUCAACAAAAGAAACGGAAGUUGUAUUAA